This is a messenger RNA of Paramormyrops kingsleyae, 5501 nucleotides long. RefSeq names its product UDP-N-acetyl-alpha-D-galactosamine:polypeptide N-acetylgalactosaminyltransferase 2 (gene galnt2). Gene Ontology annotation, cellular component: Golgi apparatus. Lineage: Eukaryota; Metazoa; Chordata; Actinopteri; Osteoglossiformes; Mormyridae. The record is from RefSeq and is a predicted model, not a curated record. Gene Ontology annotation, biological process: protein O-linked glycosylation. Gene Ontology annotation, molecular function: polypeptide N-acetylgalactosaminyltransferase activity.
GCGAGGAGUCUGUGAAACAAUGAAAGCAUGAGAAAAUGUGCUUGAUAGUGGCUUGUAAUGCGUUUCCAUUACACGUGUAGUAAUUAAAACAUUAUUACCGUUUACCUUAGAACUGCUUAUAAUAUGAGAUGCGGACAUUCAGCCUUCGGUAUAAGCGAAGCUUCGAAAGAUCCUAAUCACACGCCACAGGAUAAUUUUACACUAAUAUGAAUAAAUGGUCUUCGCAUAUAUCUCUUUGUUUGGGGGAAUAUAAUGCUAAUCUCACGGCCUCACGAAAAAUAAAGCACAUUCUUUGAAACGUAUAUUCUCGUUCGUAAAUCGUGACAUUUUCUCUGCCCUUAGCCCACGCCUACGUAUUUUAAAACCUCCAGACGAAGCCGAGUCUGCCGUUUUAGGCGCAAAAAUCGUUAGCGAAAAAACAGUUACCCAUUUAUGCAUUAAUAUAUUAAUAUAUACGGCAAUGAGGUUAUGCGCUGACCUGAAGCCACAGAAAUAACCAGAGACAGGCCACUGGCCAAUUUUCUCGAUACAAUAGUGGUUUACGGGUUGUUUGCGAUAUCGAAAUACGAGAUUGAUCGCUCAUCAUAUAUUACAUUAUUUAGCCUAAGCUACUGUUGCAAACGUGAGCAAAUUCCAGACCGUACAGCCGCAUUCCAGUCUCGCAAUAAUAAUAAUAACAACAACAAUAAUAAUAGAUCCCCAUGACUGCAGCAUCAAUAAUCUGUGAGACGCCUCCUUUUCAGAUCCUGUGACCAUCAGGAGCUGGAGCCGGGAGUCUGGAAGCUCCGCUCCCCAUCGCCGUCACCCCUCCUCCGGCGGCGCCUCUGCGGGCUUUGAUUGGAUCAGAGCCGGUUACCCUUUCCCCUCUAACCCGGCCAUGUCGGCCGCUUCCUGCUCUUUCUGCACCGCCGCCGGAGCCGCGUUCAGCACAGACACAUUGCAUGUCGGUCAUCGGAGGCUCCCGUUAGCGCCGAUUCGGUCACCCUCGCUUUGCACACUGAUAUUUCCAUAAAACAAAAGCACGGCAAUGAGAAGGAAGUCCAGGAUACUGUUAUGCUUCGCCGUCCUCUGGGUGCUUGGCAUCGCUUACUAUUUUUAUUCGGGGACAGCGUUGUCUCGGAAGGAUGACUGGAGUGCCAUGGACUCGUCUAACCAGAAUCAGGCCCACAGCAACGUCGAUGAGAAGGCACGUGGUCCGGAGACACUACCUCCAGGGAAGGUGAGGUGGCAGGACUUCGACCAGGACCUAUAUGUGGGGGCGACGAUGGUCAGGCCGGGUCAGGACCCCUACGCUCGCAACAAAUUCAACCAAGUGGAGAGCGACAAGCUCAGGAUGGACCGUCCCAUCCCUGACACCAGGCAUGACCACUGUCGACACAAGUCAUGGAGGACCGACCUGCCGACGUCCAGCGUGGUCAUCACCUUCCAUAACGAGGCGCGGUCGGCGUUGCUGCGCACCGUGGUCAGUGUCCUGAAGAAAAGUCCCCCUCAUCUUGUGAAAGAGAUUAUCCUGGUGGACGACUACAGUGACAAUCCUGAAGAUGGCUCCUUACUGGGCAAGAUCGAGAAAGUGAGAGUCCUUCGCAAUGACCGGCGUGAAGGACUGAUGCGGUCCCGGGUUCGAGGAGCUGAUGCUGCCACUGCGACUGUGCUGACCUUCCUGGAUAGCCACUGCGAGUGUAACGAACACUGGCUGGAGCCGCUGCUGGAGCGGGUGGCUGAGGACAGAACAAGAGUCGUCUCCCCCAUUAUUGACGUGAUCAACAUGGACAACUUCCAGUACGUCGGUGCCUCCGCGGACCUCAAGGGAGGUUUUGACUGGAACCUGGUCUUCAAGUGGGAUUACAUGACUCUGGAGCAGCGGAGAGCGCGCCAGGGAAACCCCAUUGCCCCCAUCAAGACACCCAUGAUAGCUGGGGGGCUCUUUGUCAUGGACAAGGACUACUUUGAGGAGCUGGGGAAGUACGACAUGAUGAUGGAUGUGUGGGGUGGAGAGAACUUGGAGAUCUCCUUCCGCGUAUGGCAGUGUGGGGGCAGCCUCGAGAUCAUCCCCUGCAGCCGCGUGGGCCACGUCUUCCGCAAGCAGCAUCCCUACACCUUCCCUGGGGGUAGCGGGACGGUCUUUGCCAGGAAUACCCGGCGAGCUGCUGAGGUGUGGAUGGAUGACUACAAGAACUUUUACUAUGCAGCUGUACCCUCGGCCCGGAACGUCCCAUACGGCAACAUCCAGAGCCGGUUGGAGAUGAAGAAGAGACUGGGCUGCAAGCCUUUCAAGUGGUACCUGGACAACGUCUACCCUGAGCUGCGAGUUCCCGACCACCAGGACAUCGCCUUUGGUGCCUUGCAGCAGGGAAGCAACUGCCUGGACACACUGGGCCACUUUGCCGACGGCGUGGUGGGCGUGUACGAGUGCCACAACGCUGGGGGCAACCAGGUACCAUUCCGCGCGCAGGAAUGGGCCUUGACGAAGGACAAGUCAGUGAAACACAUGGACCUCUGCCUGACCGUGGUGGAGCGGGCAACUGGCUCCCAGAUCAAACUGCAGGGCUGCAGAGAAAAUGACAGCAGACAGAAGUGGGAGCAGAUCGAAGGGAACUCCAAACUGCGGCACGUGGGGACAAACCUGUGCUUGGACAGCCGCAAUGCCAGGGGUGGGGGGCUCACUGUGGAGACAUGUAGCCCCUCCCUCUCGCAGCAGUGGAAGUUCACCCUCAACCUGCAAUCCUAAAGGCCACGUCCCCCUCGGUCCUCGACCACCACCCUGCCACGCCCACCCCCCAACAGGAAAAAGACACCAUCACCAAGAACGAUGCUUAUCAUGUACUGAAGACAGGGGCCCGAUGCCACAGAUCGACACAGCGAAAAGCCCGAGUUUGAAAAAGAGUAAGAGAACGUGGCAACAGGCCGAUUUCCAUCCAACUAUAUACCUCACUGUUCCAUCCCGGUCCAGUUUCUGGAGAGUUGAUUUUUCUUUCCUGAUUAUAGUGAAACGGAAUUAUUUCCCUUUUUUCUGCUUUUAAUUAUUUUUAAACAUUUCUUUUCCCUGCAUUACUCUGCAUUCCUCGGAUAAGGACUUACUGAUUUUUCAUCCUGUCGAAUGUAUUAAAAAAAAAAAGAAAGGAAAGACGACAUACUUUGACGAUCGGACAGUGUCAGGCCGACUUUGGGGGGAGGGUGGGAGGGGGCGCUGCUGCAGUUUUUUCGGUUCCGUUCCGGGUUGAAUCGCUUUCUGGAAGAGCCGCCUUGGGGAGCUGGACCGACUGCCCGGUGCUGACUCUCCUACCUUCCGUUCGCAUCCAGCAGCUCUGUGGACGGGGUUCGGGGCGGGGAAAGACUUACUUUUGUUGUACGAGGUACACCCGACGGCACUCUGUAUAAUAUAAUAAUAAAAAAAAUUAAAAACUGCUUUAAGCCAGGGUGUCGUACAUCAAAGAACGGGGAAAGGGUUCAAGGAGCUGGACGCUUGUGCCGCUGGACCUUAGUGGAGCGUAGCACUGGCUGCUACUGAUCCUCACUAUCUAACUGUCCCCGAAGUACUCUGCCGCAGUAUGGAGAACACAAAUAUAUUUUCACUAUUAUUACUAUUAUUGAUUUACGUAAAUAUUACGAAAACUUCAAAAUCAGUGCAUUAUCUGUUAAUGUUGUCGUUACUUCUGACAUUAAAAUGUUUCUUUAAUUACGCUACGUAGAGUAAUUGACUUAACUAAAUAUGAACUGAUCCCUGUUAUGAUCUCUUACCCCGCUUUGACUUUUUUCGGGUUUCUUUUUCGCUUGAUGUGGCUCUUGGUGAUAUCACUGUAUUUCCAUCGGCUGAGUGACUUCGGGAAUGGGCCUUUUACAGGGUAUUAAGGACGAUGCUGCGAUCGCUGUCCGAAAUGUGCAUUGCGUUCAUUGUGCGUGUGUGUGCGCGCGCGCGGGGGGGUAUGUGUGCGUGUGUGUUUCCCAGUCUCUGGAAUUUUUUUUUAUUUUUUAUUUUUUGACACUAUUGGAGGUCUAACGCUUGUAACACAGGCAGCAUGCAUGCAUACUGUUAUUGCGCUGCAUGUUGUGCCGGUACUUGAGAGUUUGAUCCUUGGUCUUUUCCAACCUUAGCAAUUUGCCUUUUUCGGUAUGAAUCACACUGUAAGCGAGAGCGCUGACUUUGUUUUCCUGUAUGCAUCUUACAAACGGAUCGGUGAAGGAGCAACGAACUGCCAGGUUACUGGAAUUACAACAUCUGGACAACAGUAAAGGAGAACAUCUGGACCGCUCAUGUCCGCCUUAAUAGCAGAAACUUUUUAAAAUGUGACAGACGGCAACGUCCGUGGCUUCAGCAGAAAAACAAGCCGAAAUGACUUCUGCCAGUAGGGAAGAAUUACAACAUUGUGGGAAAUUAUUUUUGAAACAACUUUGGUAAUUAGAUGUUCGCUUUCACUACUUUAAAAACAUAUGUAUAUGUAACAUGUAUAAUGUUACGCACACAUGUAUAAUAUGUAUAUGGGUGUAUAUGCCCAGUAGUUUUUUUUUCUGGUUUCGCGGAGAAUUUCUGCAUUUCCUGGGCAGUCAGCGUGUUCAGCAGGAAACGUCGGCGCCGGCUUAUCGCGGCUUGUCACAGGUCACUCUUAUAGAUGGACUUUAAUAUGUCGCUCGGGCAUUGCGACGCGGUCUCGCUUUUUUGCUGUAGCACUCUUUCAGAGUCUGCUAAAGGCUGAUAUUUUUAAGAUGCUCACAUGGAGUCCGAAAAUAACUUCUUCAGCAUUUUCCUGUCGUCUUGAAAUUGGACGGCAGGAACUCUGGAGAGCCUGAGCAUUAACUGGACUCAUCGUUCAGCGGCCGCCGCUGCAUAUGGAGGCCACCUGAAUUCCAUUUCUUGUGUGAACUACAUCGCAUAUUUCUUUUAGUAACUACAUUAAAGUGUUUGAAUCAAGCUUUCUUAUUUUGUAAAAUGCUCAAAGGAAACUCAAAGUUUUAGUUUUCAUUUUUACGGGAAAAAGACCUAAUUCACGAAUGACAGCUACUUUGAUAGUUUUUAAUUGGAUGAAAUGUUUACAUAGCACAAUGUGCCAAAGUUAUUUACUGUUUUAUUUAUACUUUCGAUACAUCUGUGCAAGAGUCAGUCGAUGAUGCAGAAUACAGAAACCCAUUGUUAUCUUAACGAGCCGUAAUAUUUCAUGUUUUGAUUCCAGUGAAAAUGAGUAUUAAUCACUGUAGGGAAACGCAAUCAAUUAUGUAAAGAGUUUGGGGUCGGGAGGCGGGUUGCAGAGCUGAGAAGGAGUUUAUAAAACCGUGAAACAGUUACAUAAUCAUGGCGAAGCUAUCAUUUAUUAUUGUUAUUAUUAUUAUUAUUAUUAUUAUAAAUACCUAGUCUAUUAAUUUUAUUAUAUUAAAUCUAUAAUAAAAUUGUAGUUAAGUCUGGUCUACUGUAUAGCGCUUGUAAUUGUUCUAUGUUUUAUAGAUAUGGCAGAAAUUCAACUUUGAAUGAGGACAAAAAAAUAAGUUAAAUAAAUGCAUUUAUACAUAAA